Coprinopsis cinerea okayama7#130 is the source of this 1260-nucleotide messenger RNA. RefSeq lists its product as hypothetical. Lineage: Eukaryota; Fungi; Basidiomycota; Agaricomycetes; Agaricales; Psathyrellaceae. The record is from RefSeq and is a predicted model, not a curated record. The coding region runs from base 1 to 1260 and encodes 419 amino acids. The transcript has 5 exons.
AUGUCUCUCUUUCGUAUGGACCUUUGGUUCCCCGAAGCAAUCGACUAUCCUGUGCAACUCCUCACUAGACCUGUAUGGCUCGUCGAUUACACCGCCGCCAUGAUCAUAGCGACGGUGUUCGCAGUGGUGCAAGUCAUGGCAUGUGCAUACACAGCUCCGAAGAUUAUACGGUCAUCCGCCUCUCAGCCGCACAACCAUAAUAGUCGGUUUAACCGAGUCAACUGGUGGCAUGCGACGAGCGUCUUAAUCGCCAUCCUCUACAUCGUCAGCACCGUCAUCUACUGGGUAGUCUAUAUCCAACGCUAUACCUCCGUUACGACUUUACGGGGGUAUAACCUCACAGAGGAGCAGACUCUGGACUGGUUCCGCGCAAAUCCGGAACACGAGGGAGUCAAGAUGAUUUGUAUACCUGGUGCCCUCUUACUGGAUGGAUCGGAAGGGGCGAGGUUUUGUACGAUGUUUAAGCUGGAACAUAACUUGCUCCAUUACAAAGCUCUGGAAGUUACCUUUGCGACCCUGGUUGAAAUGCUGAUUCUUUUGGCGGAUGUUAUCCUGGUCUAUCGAUGCUACGUGGGCUUCGCCGAUCUUGCCUGGGUAUACGCGACCGCAGGUGUUCUCUUCCUCUUAUCUCUCUCCGGUCCGAUAAUGGGUAUCAUCGCCCUCGCCAAGCUGGCCUCUUUGGGUCGAAACACAGACCCAUGGUUCGAAGCCAACUUUCCCCAGACGGGUGGGUACCGCUUCCUCGCCUGGCACUCCCCUGCCGUCGUCAUCGCCACAUCCGUUGCUGUCAACCUGUUCGUCACGGUGGCGAUCGUUACGCGGAUCAUGCUGGCUAGAAGAAAAGUUAGGCAACUCCAGCUCGUAGGUGACGUGCCCAAGGAUCCCUACCUCGGAAUAUCGGCUAUCCUCGUCGAAUCGGCUUUACCUUCUGCGGUUUUUGGUGUGUUGGCCGCUGUGUUUCCGAAGGUAGGAAAGGUUGGAGCGUAUAUAAACAUCAAUUUCUCGCCCAGAGUUCUGUGGAUUGCUUUCACGGCACUUGCACCGCAAUUGAUUAUUAUACGGGUUCUUCAAGGCCGAGCGUGGCGAAGGGAUAUGGUCUACAGUAAUCGGUCCUCCUCUGCGGGACGGGGUCUUUUAUUCGCGCCCAUGGAGACUACAACCCAUGAACAACUCCGGAGUCCGAAUGAUGGAGGAGGGGUUCAGGAUGAAGAGAAAACCACUAGUACCCCAUCGACAGACCUAGACUCCACGCCGACAUAA